Messenger RNA from Sceloporus undulatus (fence lizard), 1658 nucleotides. RefSeq names its product receptor-type tyrosine-protein phosphatase mu-like. The transcript has 7 exons. Gene Ontology annotation, molecular function: protein binding. The record is from RefSeq and is a predicted model, not a curated record. Gene Ontology annotation, cellular component: membrane. Lineage: Eukaryota; Metazoa; Chordata; Lepidosauria; Squamata; Phrynosomatidae. Bases 198 to 1355 code for a protein of 385 amino acids.
CACUCGCGGCCGGGACGAAGGAGAGGGAGAGAGCGGCUGGAGGAGGAGGAGGAGGAGGAGGCUGGGGAAGGGAGAGGAGAAGAAGACUGUGGAGACGGAGCGCAACAGGGGAAGAGGAGGCAGGCUCCCUGGCGCCGCUUCUGGGGCCAGAAAGGAGCCCCUCUUGGCUCGCCCUCUCCGGCCCCUUUGGAGGGAAUAUGGGCAGAGUUGGAACUUGGCUCCUGACUUUGGCUGGACUUUUGCAGGCAGCCUCCGCCGAGACCUUCGCAGGUGGCUGUUCUUUUGAUGAACCAUUUACCUCAUGUGGAUAUAGUCAGUCUGAUGAUGAUGAUCUUAAUUGGGAUCAAGUCAACACACUACUAAAGCCUUCAUCAGAUCCUUGGAUGCCCACAGGGUCUUUCAUGCUUGUGAACACCUCUGGAAGGAUUGGACAAAGAGCUCAUCUUUUGCUACCACACCUUAAAGAAAACGAUACUCACUGCAUCGAUUUUAACUUUUAUGUUUCCAGCAAGAGUGGGUCCAAUCCUGGUGUACUAAAUGUUUAUGUGAAAGUCAACAAUGGUCCACUUGGUAGCCCAGUAUGGAAUAUGUCUGGGGCUCCAAUAGGAACCUGGAACAGGGUAGAAUUGGCAAUCAGCACCUUUUGGCCAAAUUUCUAUCAGGUAGUUUUUGAAGUAAUCACAUCUGGUCACCAAGGAUACCUGGCUAUUGAUGAUGUGAAAGUUUUAGGACAUCCAUGCACCAGCACACCCCAUUUUCUGCGUGUCCAGAGUGUAGAAGUCAAUGCUGGCCAGUUUGCUACCUUCCAGUGCACUGCCAAUGGCAGAACGGUUCAAGGCAAUAGGCUUUGGCUACAGGGUCUGCUUGUACGAGAUGCACCUGUGAAGGACAUGAAAAUUUUCAAUGAUCGACGAUUUGUAGCUUCCUUCAGUGUGGUGAAUGCUACCAAACGGGAUGCAGGCAAUUACCGGUGUAUGAUUCGCACAGAAGGAGGAGUAGGAGUGUCAAAUUAUGCGGAAUUGAUUGUGAAAGAGCCACCGGUUCCCAUUGCACCACCUCAGCUAUCAUCAGUUGGUGCAACCUAUUUAUGGAUACAAUUGAAUGCUAAUUCCAUCAAUGGAGAUGGGCCCAUCAUUGUGAGAGAAGUAGAAUAUCGCACCUCCAGUGGAAAUUGGUAUGAUAAACAACCGGUAGACUCCACAAGCUAUAAAAUUGGACAUCUUGACCCUGAUACAGAAUAUGAAAUUAGUGUGUUGCUUACCAGACCAGGUGAAGGAGGUACUGGAUCCCCUGGACCAGCUCUUAAAACAAGAACAAAAUGUGCUGGUGAGUACAUUGAGGUAGUUAUAUUUUGAAUGAUGUAUUCUGUCUUUAAAAUGCAGUAUUUUUGACAUUUUGGGUUAAAACUGUUAUGCAGCUCCAGAAAGUGUAACUUCCACAGACACCCUUUUCCCCAGAGUCCUGUUCGUCACAUUUCUAGUUUCCAACAGAACUGGAAGUAACAGGUUGAAUAUCUGGAAUUAUGAAAUCCAAAAUUAUCUACAUGGGUGACUAAGGGUGCAUCUGCACUGCCUAAAUAAUCUGGUUUGACACUGCUUUAACUGCCAUGGUUCAGUGCUGUGGAAUUCUGGGAAUUGUGGUUUUGUGAGGCAUUUCAC